Malassezia globosa CBS 7966 is the source of this 3006-nucleotide messenger RNA. RefSeq lists its product as uncharacterized. The coding region runs from base 1 to 3006 and encodes 1001 amino acids. Gene Ontology annotation, cellular component: cytosol. Lineage: Eukaryota; Fungi; Basidiomycota; Malasseziomycetes; Malasseziales; Malasseziaceae. Gene Ontology annotation, molecular function: A2-type glycerophospholipase activity. The record is from RefSeq and is a predicted model, not a curated record. Gene Ontology annotation, biological process: glycerophospholipid catabolic process. The transcript has a single exon.
AUGCAGGCUCUAUUAGCAAGUGCGACGCGUCGCGAAGGGCGCGCAUCGAUGUCUUCAAGCGUGGAUCGGACUGCCUCGGCUACGGGCGCAGGUGCUGAGUCGUCAGCGGCUAGCGGCGACACGAACGUUGGGGGAUUCUGGUGGCAGGAACGACGGUUUCCCUUCUUGUUUCCGCCACCACAGAUUCCACUAAGCUUGCCGCCGCCUGUACGUCUUCCACGCAUUCCACUCUUUGAGCGAUGGCGCCUCCGUUGGCACGACAUGUCGCAUCUACGCCGACUUGUGGCUCACGACGACAAGGAUGUUGAGACGUUCCCUGAGCUGGAGUGGGAUGCACAGGUGCGCUGCUCAUCAGAUCUGCACGCGGACGAAAAGAGUGCGAUGCGUAAGCGGCGCCUUCUCAUGUCGUCGGAAGGCACAAAUGCUCUGGCCCAAUUCCUGCAGUUGCCUUCCAGUGAAUAUGUGCACCCCGAUGAUGUACCACUGAUAGCCAUUGGCGGCUCAGGCGGUGGCUAUCGUGCUAUGUUUGGCUAUGCAGGAUUCUUGAAAGAGGCUGAAAAUACUGGUCUCCUCCAGUGCACGAUGUGGUCAUCUGCUGUUAGUGGCUCCUGCUGGACAUUGGCCGUCUACUACACUAUUGCCCAGUGCUCAACAGAUGUCAUGAUUGCGCAUCUGUUAGCGAUGGCGCAUGAAGAAGCCCAUCCCAUGAGUCUGCAUGCCAUGGACCGCGUCGCUCGCUCAUCGCGUGGCAUCUACUAUUUGCUGGGCCCGUUACUUCGCAAAUCGCGGAACAAAACACUGCAUUGCCGAAUUAUGGACUUUUAUGCUACCCUCGUUCUUUCAUACCAGUUCCUGCCUCGCCCCCUCUCGCUUUUCGGCACGGAUUACUCGUACAACGGCCCUGACUCACGACGUGAGCCAAGUCUGCAGGAACAAGCGAUGUGGGCCAAGUACGAGCCCAGCGAAGGUUUGAGCCGCAAGUCAUUCCAGUGGUCGAAGGUAUGGACACGAGCGAAACUCAACGAAGGGCUUCAACCGAUCCCGAUUCUCACAGGUGUUCGACGUGUGUGGCGGCCAUAUAGCAAGGCGGAAGUGACUGUGGCCGAUAAUGUGCCCGGACAUGAGAAAACGCCACUUGUCGGCAGUGGCUACGAUUGGUAUGAGAUUUCGCCUUUAGAGCUCGGGUGCCGGAAUAUCGGUGCAUGGAUUCCUACCUGGGCUUAUGGCCGAGCGUUUGAAAAUGGCCAGUCGAAGCAUCGCGGCCCGGAAGAAAUGCUGGCCUCUAUCGUUGGCCAGUGCACAGGAGCGCCGGCCGGUCCUCUCACUGCUUACAUAUCGACAUUGCUAGCCUCUAUACCUCAGGGCACCGUCAUGUCGACGCUCCUCAAAUGGGUGAAUAAUUUUGUCAUGAUGAAGCAAUGGGAAAAGCGUUGGGGGAAUCCUAUCCGUGCUGCAGAUGAGCCAAAUCCAUUUUACGGGCGAGGCCAGGACGAUGUCAUUGUUGAUAUGGGCCCGACCCUAGAGAAAGUCGAGCCACCCGCGUCGGCUGUUACACAUUCGCCCCGAGCUUUAUCUCCAGGACCGGCAGAAGCACAGCAGCCGCGCAUAUCUCGACCUACUUCUAAGUUGCAUCAACCGUCUGAGUCUGCGCAGGCGUCCGCUCCAACGGAGCCGAACUUGCCGCACACACCGUCGCAACAAGACAUGCCUUAUGAGCGUGAAUCGAAUGAACAAGCGUCGCCGUCGAUCAAGCGACCUGAGCCGGCUCACACAUUGCCAUGGGAAAUGUGGCAUACCGGAGAGCAAAUCAAUGCCUUUCUUGCCAACCUCCCACGCCUCCCUGAGCUAGCUAUGGAGCAUACCUUGCGGCCGCGCCGCGAUAGUGGUGCGUCUGCGUCCACAUCAUUGUAUGAACACGACCCAGAAACGUUCAUGGCUCCUAUUGAAGAUCUCGAAGAUGUGACACCUACUUUCGAUGAAAACGGCAAGGGGCAGCCAGCAGCUGACCAACCAAGCCAGCCUCGCUCAAAGCAGUGGCGCUGGGAGCACACACGACGCCUGCGACUGAUGGACAGUGGUCUCUCGAACAACCUACCGAAUCAUGUCCUGGCACGUGACGAGAGGCAAGCAGAUGUCAUUAUUUCGUUCGAUGCAUCGUCAGAUGUCAAGACCGGUGCCGCGGUGGCACGGAUCCACGAAUUUGGCAAGGAGUGCGGCAUAGAAAUCAAAAAACGCGAGCUGAAUUACGAGAGGCCACGGACUGACGGAAACGAGACAACGUCUGGCGAGAACAGGCCUGGUCGUGUAGCGAACGGAUCCGUAUCCCCGUCAGAGCUCGAACGCCAUUACAAGGAUGAGGCAGACAAGAUCCGAGAAGAAUAUGAACCGUUAUCUGCUCAGCGCUUCGAUGGAUGGCGCAUGAAAAAGAACAGGUCAACAGAUCGCGCGCCUGACGUGCAUUUUGUAUACUGUCCACUCUUACCGAAUGCUGUCCAGCCGGGCUUUGAUCCCACGACGGCUCAUUACAGCACGUCAUACAACCUGAUCUGGACAGCCGACCAAGUGCGUGCGCUACUUCGCACAGCCAUGGCCAACGUCGAAGAAAACAGUUAUGCAGUGGGCGUGAUUCGCGACGCCGUGCGUGAGGCAUACGAGAAUAAGAAAAAAGCUCGUCUGACGCGCGAAGCACAAUUGCGCUCCAUGUAUAGGCCUCAGUAUUCUCAUGAAAUGCGUGCGUCACCGGAGCCCAUGGACCAAGCGCAGGACCGAUGCGAGGGGCUGCCACUCCGCCAUGAGAGCAGUCUGAAUACACCCGCUCCCACGACGCCUGAUGCGAAUGCAACAACUAAAGUGGCUCCGCCGAUCAUUCCCACUGCGACCACGCGUCCUUUGAACUCGACUCCAUCGCUGGGAUCUCCGGCACAAGGGCACGCGGCGGCGCCUUCGCCACCCGCCUCUGACCCUUUGUCAAUGCUUGCGCCACCCAUAUCUCUCACAACUACCUAG